GAGAUCGCGGCCCGGGCCAGUACAAGCCGGCAGGCGCUCCGGACCAGUUCGUGUUUUCCCGUCACACCGCGAAUCGCCGUGGCCCCCGUCGUGGUCGUCAAUCGUCACUCGUCGUCGUUGCUAGUUAUUGCGCCGCUGUGACAACGUCGUCACCGCCGCGAAAACGAUAUUCGAUCACAUUCGAUUGUACGCGUACGAAUCCGGUCACGCCGCCGACGAAUUAUUUUAUUAUAAUAUUGCAUUUUGUUUCGUCGCUUGAAUUUCGCACGUUCGCCAAUAUUGUACGUUUGAUUUUUUUUUUUUUUUUUUUUUAUCGUGGUUUUUCGACGAAAAGUUACUACCGUUUAUUUAUAUCCAUUGAACUAUUUUCUGUGCGUUUUCGGCCAUGAGGACCAGACGGUGACGUCCGGAAAACCGCGAGACGGAAAAGGACAUUUCGGCAGAUUUCUAUUGGAUAUGCUGCUCGCCUACGUUUCGAUUUAAAAUUAAACAUGAACCAACAGUGCAAAGUUUGCGGAGAACCAGCCGCCGGUUUCCACUUCGGGGCUUUUACUUGCGAAGGCUGCAAAUCGUUUUUCGGAAGGACUUACAACAACCUGAGUUCGAUAUCGGAAUGCAAGAACAACGGCGAGUGCGUGAUCAACAAGAAGAACAGGACGUCGUGCAAGGCGUGCAGGCUGCGCAAAUGCCUCUUAGUGGGCAUGUCUAAGAGCGGGUCGCGGUACGGCCGCCGGUCCAAUUGGUUCAAGAUACACUGCCUGCUGCAGGACCAAAACGCAGCGGCGGCCGCCGCGGCCGUCGGGCACCACCAGCCGCACCAUCACCACCAACACCACAACGGCAGCAGUCGGUCGUCACCGCACCACCAGCAGCAGCAGCCGCCGCACCACCAGUCGCAGCCACCGCCGUUUGGUUCGCCGCUAUACCCGGCCGGUCUGGUGCACCCCGGCCACCAUUUCCUGACCACUGACAAGUUCCUGCAGGCCCGGCUCAACGGUUACGGGGCCGCCGCUGCCCUGAUGACCGCCGCCGUCCAGGACGACGCGUCCUGCCGGCGUCAAGCGGCCGCUGACGCCAUCAUUGGCGGACACCACCAACAUCAUCACCACCACCGUAACCGCCAUCACAAUAACAACAACAACAACAACAACAACAAUAACAACAGCAUCGACCGAAGGCACCGUCACCGUUACGACGACGACGAGGAAGAUGACGACGACGACGACGAUUGCGGCGGUCGUCGUCGCCACGACGACGACGAAGACGACGGCGAACGCAACGACAACAACAACGACGGCGAUUCGCCGAAAGGAGGACGACGUCGUCGGCGCCGGCCUUCCGCUUCCGAUGAUUCGGGCGGCUCGUCCAUGCCCGACGACGAGGACAACCGCGGCAGUAACCACCGCCGCAAGACCGUCAGUCCUGUGCUCCGGCACCACCAUCGCAGCCCGUCCUGCACCACCGGCGGUACGCCGCCCGCGUUCCGUCAGCUGUCCACGUCGCCGUCCGCGUCGUCCACCGGUUCGGGCGACGCAAAACGCAUCCGGAUGUCGGUCAGCCCGUCGUCGGCCACCGUGGGCUCGUCGCCCGUUUCCGGUUUCCACUCGCCCUAUUACCCGCUGUCCGUCACCCGACCCGGGUUGACGCCGUUCGUGGGCGGCGGCCUCACGCUGUCCAUGGCUGCGGCCGGCUGGCAUGCAGCCGUGGCCGCGGGCCGCACGGCCGCCGGCGGCGAUCUGUUGCUGUCCAGCCCGGCGCCGGGUGGCGUGGCCGUCGAACAGGAAUACCCCAUCGACCUGUCGCUGAAGACCACGGCCGCCAAGUACAACCGGUCGCCGCCGCACGCGCCCCAAUCCGCCGGCGGACGGCACUCGGUGUCCGACGACCCGGAGGACGCGGCCACGGCCACGGCGCUACCGCCGUCGCCGUUGGACCUCACCAAACGGACGGCCGAAGUUUCGUUCGACUGACCGGCACACGACGACAGCCCGCGUUAUCGCUCCACGGGAGAAACCUUGCAGCUACUACUACCUAUACCACUGUUACUACCUACUACUACCACUGUCUACUAUUAGUACCAUCUGUCGUCGUCGUCGUCGUGUCCAAAAGUUGGAAGAAAUUUUUUUAUUUUUUUUCUCGGCAUCGUCCUAGUCAUUGUAUAAAGAGAAAAAUGAAGUGAAAAAAAUGAAAAAAAAAAUAAACGGCCGUUUCCGAUUUCGUAAAGGCGCGAAAUGCCUAUAACAUUAAUAAUAUAUUAGAACGACGCCGCGAUGAUCCGAACGAUGCUCUGCGCGUGUAAUAACGGCCCGUAUGAAUACCUCCGGUCUAGGGUGGGCGAGGGGAAAGCACGCGUAUCACGACGGACUCCGUGAUGAUGGUAUACACAAUAAUAAUAUAUAGGUGAUAUCAUUAUACCGGUUAUACGGUUACUAUGUGGUGCGGUGUGCGUGUUUACAUUGCGGUAACCCCGUUGUCCAUUUCGGGUUUGGGAGACGAAAACAAAACGGGAAAAAAAAUGAAAAUAAAUAAAUACUGCAGUGGGCACAUCUCGUGUCGCAGUGUCAAAGACAAUAGGAGUUUGUCACACUCGGUAACAAUGCCGGUGGGCGGCUGUCUUCGCGACAACGCAUAUUGUGCAUAUUAUAACAAUAUAUACACACAUACACCCUAGGCCCACACCCGUAAUUUAUUACCCGUAUUUUUAUGUUACAUAUAUUAUAAUGUUAUACGUGUGGUCAACAAAGCAGUAAUUUAUUUUUUUUUUUCUUAAGACGGAAUAAGACAAACUGCAUACAUUAUUUUAUUAUUAUUAUUAUUAUUAUUAUUAUUAUUAUUAUUAUUAUUAUCAUCAUUAUUAUUAUUUUUAUUAUUAAUAUUAUAAUUAUUAUUAUUAUUAUUAUUAUUAUUAGAUACGUCGUUUAGUUAAAAUCGACAUUAUAAUAAUAUUUUACUAUUUCUAUUUCGAUUUGUAGAAUAUUACAAACUGAAUAAUAAACGAACGGGUCUCGUGCGUGUUAUUGUAGUCGGCUCGUCGUCUACACAAAAUAUAUAAUAUUAUGAUAUGGAUAUGUUAUUUUUAUAGCUACGUAAUAUUUCGUAAGAUUUAAUAUUAUUACAUUUUUAAUUGAUAAAUUGUUAUUAUUUUUUUUUUCUUUCUUUAAGUUAUAGGGAUUCGGCCAGUAAUAGCAUUGUACAUACUGUAUUUCAUUUAAUAUUAUAUUACUUUAUUUAUAAUAAGACGUAAUUGUAAUUUUAUUUUAUUUUUCGUUAUCUAUGUAUAUGUAAAAAUAAAUUGUAUAAAUUAUUAAAAUUAAGAACCUGUUAAAAAUGAAGAAAAAUAGAAAUAAAAAAAAAAUUAGAUUUUAAAUACAA
Rhopalosiphum padi (bird cherry-oat aphid) is the source of this 3372-nucleotide messenger RNA. Its product is annotated as protein suppressor 2 of zeste-like. Gene Ontology annotation, biological process: regulation of DNA-templated transcription. Lineage: Eukaryota; Metazoa; Arthropoda; Insecta; Hemiptera; Aphididae. The coding region runs from base 492 to 1970 and encodes 492 amino acids. The record is from RefSeq and is a predicted model, not a curated record. The transcript is spliced from 3 exons. Gene Ontology annotation, molecular function: DNA-binding transcription factor activity; sequence-specific DNA binding; zinc ion binding.